GCCACGAAUGCUAUGAGAACAGCAAAACACACAAGCAGAGCAGAGGCACAGACAGACGCAAGAGAGCUCACGCACACAGGGCAUCACUCCUGCCCGUCAUCAGCUGGGGGCUCGGCCUUCUCAUCUGAUGCCUCUCCUUCUGCAUCGAUGCAGAGAAACACAAUACAGCUAGCCUAGCACUAACACGGUCCUGCUUUGUGCGUGCACUUGUCAUACCUGUAUUGCCCUGAUCGGCUGCCUCUUCGUCCGUCCCUUGGCGGGCUCCCUCCCCUCCCUGCCCACCUGCUUCCUCCUCGGCCGCGGCCCCUUGUUUGCCACCACUUUCCGGUUCUGCGUCCGUGUCUCGACUGGGCUGAGCGUCCUCCUGCUCUUCCUGCUGCUUUGCCUGCUCAGCGGCUUGAGGUGGCUCUACCUGCUGCCUCUCUUUCCCCUCUGGCCUCUCCAGGUCAUGCGGGGCAUCAUCAGCAGGCUUAUCGCCCGCCUCGGGCUGGGCAGGUUGUGGUUUGGGCGGCUUUGGCUUUUUGGUUUCAUCAGGGCGUUUCUUUUCGGUCUUUUUGGGGCUGUGGAUCAUGAUAGGUGGCGGUGGGGCCUCGUGCGGUCUGGCCGUGUGCUCAAAUGAUGUCUCGACCUCUUCUGCGAGGGCGUGGAGCCUCGGCAACGCCUCAGACUUGCCUGCGCCUGCAUCACAAAAGAGAUGCAACCAACAAUAGAUCAGUGGCUGAGGUCCGUCCCUCGUCCAGUCACCUCCUGCGAUGUCGACUCUGAGUUGGCUGAGUGACUUGCUGAGCCGCUGCUGGUUGGUCUUGGCCGCUAUCUCUUCCAGCGCACCCAACCCCUCAGCCACUUCCUUCAUCGCUGCCUGCACAAAUGCGGAGGGAGAGAGGAAAUGAGGAACGGUGGACGCUGGCUUGCCUGUGGAGAGACGGUGUCCAUGACUCUGGCCAGGGCCCGCACACGAUCUGCGAGCGGCUUGCCGGACGGCUCAAAGACAGCCACCACCUCACCGUACCUCUGAUAAUCGGCCAAGCUGACAAGACACACAAAUGCAGAGUUCUCGCCUCUGCAGACUCUGGGUCUGGUGUGUGGCUACCGUCUCCUGAGUGUUGGGAACUGUGGUGUGGGGAGGUUCAUGUGGUCGAAGAGGAGCUGCAGAGCCGCCGCCAAGACAGCAUCGCUUGAAGCCUGACAUGCACAACACGGCAGCAGAUCCGGAGCAGACGAUUGGUCGCUGCUGCUCGUAGACAGACCUCUGAGUUGAGUCCUGCCUUGAGGAUAGCGAUGUGGAACAAUGCUUCUGUGAAUUUGUCGAACGACAUGGACUGGCCGGCAACGUGCCGGUACACGACUUUCAUCUCCGACAGCGGCUGCAGGCCGAAGCACUGGACAAUCUUGGCGAAAUCCGAGACAUCUAUCGGCGACUUGCGAAUCCCCAACACGUCAUAAACCUGACGCAUGCACAUGAGCAGGAAAGCGAUGACCGACACAGAAGCGUGCAGACAGGUGGGGAUUUAACUUAACGGACCUUCCGCAGUCCCUUGUCGUGCUUUUUGAGAAUUGCCGUAAUCUGAUGAAAGGAUGCAGACACAACAUCCACAGACCACCCACAUGCCCGUCAAUGUCACUCACCUGAUCUGAUUUGAAAGCGCUGUUUAUCCUCUCUUUCAGCUUCCGCUCUGUCUCCCUGUGUCCACGCAUCUUGAGCAGCACGCGAGAGGGUUCCCGAGCGACGGGCGGAUUGGUCCUGGCCGCCUCGUCGGACUGAGUGCGCCGCUGUCUCCUCCUGCUCUCGGGCGACUUGGCCUCCUUAUCGCGCCCACGACGACGGACCUCGCGGUCCUGAGAGUCAGAGAAGGGGAUGUCUGUUGUUUGUCACGGAGGCUGAUGCAUGUGUAAGGGCGCACCCGCUCAAACUCUGCCAGCUUUCUCCUCUUGGGCUCCAGCUGUGCACGCCGCCUCGCUGCCUCAACGGCUGCAUGUUUCUCCUGCUGCUGUCGAUCGGCCUCGGCCUUUUGCUCCUUCUCCUUCUCCCUCGCGGCCCGCUCCUCCUGCAUUCUGAUCAGCCGCUUCUGGAUGAAGGCCGCUCUUUCUCGGCGACGCUUAUCGGCCUCGGCCGCGGCUGCCCUGUCCUCCUGAUGGUAGGUAGAGUACAGGCGAUGCCCUCUCACGUCUGCCUCUCAACGUAGUUCUCAGUUACCUCGGCCUUCCUCUCCUUGUCCAUCAUGGCUCGGUUGACGAGCGUCCCGUCCUCCCUCACGAUGGCCGGCAUGGCGCUCUUGGCCCGAGCCUCUAUCUCAGCUCUCCUCCCGCUCGACCGGGACCGCUCCCUGGCUGCUGACUUGCUCCUGCUCUUGGCAGAGGGAGGAGACACCUCACGCCUCGAUGCUGCUGCCGGUGCUCGUGCGCGGGAUUGCUUGGGUGCGGAUGGUGGAGGGGCCGGUGGUUCCUCUGGCGAGGGCUGCGAUGGGGUGGGAUGGCCGAUGUGCUCGUGACCGAUGACCACAGCACGGCGAGACGAGACUGCAGGUGGAGACAGACAAUGGGCAAUUGAUCGGUUUUGGGAUGACAAUGUGCUGUCAUGUGUUACUUUGUUUGUUGAAGACCUCCAGGAAGUGCACGCCGAACGCGCGUGCGACAAGGUCGUCGAGUAUCUCCGCACAAUGCAGCUCCGACUGUCGCAGGGGCAGUGAGGGCGGCAGCGUGUGGUGCCGCACAUCCAUCGACACAUCCUUGAUCUCAAAAC
Vitrella brassicaformis is the source of this 2740-nucleotide messenger RNA. Lineage: Eukaryota; Vitrellaceae. The record is from the annotation of a GenBank genome assembly.